This is a messenger RNA of Daphnia pulex (common water flea), 1251 nucleotides long. RefSeq names its product transforming growth factor-beta-induced protein ig-h3-like. Gene Ontology annotation, biological process: extracellular matrix organization; cell adhesion. Bases 50 to 1108 code for a protein of 352 amino acids. The record is from RefSeq and is a predicted model, not a curated record. Gene Ontology annotation, cellular component: extracellular matrix. The transcript is spliced from 6 exons. NCBI's taxonomy places the organism in Eukaryota, Metazoa, Arthropoda, Branchiopoda, Diplostraca, Daphniidae. Gene Ontology annotation, molecular function: cell adhesion molecule binding.
ACAUGUAAAAUCAUUCUGUUCUCGCAACUGAAAUCAUCAAGUAUCCAAGAUGAAGUUCCUGAUCCUGAUUGCUUGUAUUUCAGUGGUUGUCCUAGCAGCAUCUACUGUCGCCUAUACUCCGAGUAGGUAUAGUCCUGAACAACGUCGACAGCAGCCAAGUUCACCUGCUCAUUACCGGACACCACCCCAACCAUCUUACAGGUCGGCCACAGCACCAGCACCAGUGAAUACCCCAAAAGAUAUUUCCGCUCUUUUGAAAGAAAAUGGUCUGACAGUCGUACUCGAUUUGAUGGCCAAAGCUGGUUUAUCAGAAACUCUUAAUGGACCAGAGCUCACCAUUUGGGCACCUACUAACGAAGCGUUCGCUGCUAGUGAGCUCAAAAAUCUCAACGAUGUUGAUCUAUUGAAGAAUGUUCUUUCCUAUCAUCUUGUCUCGUUUAAAAAUGAUCCCAAAGAAAUUUCUUCCAUCCAGUACGAACUAAGUGUUCCCACUUUGCAAGGUGAAAACGUGCGCAUCAGCGUUUAUCGUAAAAAGGGGGUGUCUUUUGCUUUCGGCGAGACUGUUACCAUCAACGGAGCUCUAGUACUGAAGACACUCAGAGCUAGCAAUGGUAUUAUCUACAUUAUCGACAGGGUUCUUGAUCCUAAGGAUUUGGCGUUCAAAAACACCCAAAUGGAAGUGUUGAGAAACACCAAGGAAUUUUCCAUCAUUUACAAAAUGUUUGAAGAUCUCGGCAUCACACUCGUCAGUGACAAAUAUCGCCCGAAAACUUUUUUCGCUCCAACCAACGCCGCUUUUGAAGCUCUUCCAGCUGGUGCUCUUGACGCUAUUUUCGCCAGCCAAGACGAAAUCGGCAAACUUAUCAACACUCACACCGCUUCUGGCACUCACUACAGUCGAGGACUCGUUUCUGGACCGGUCCCUGUCUUUUCUGGCAGCAACCUUGAUCUUGUUGUGUCUCCAAACGGCGUGACAGUUGACAAUGCCAAAAUUAUCGGCGUCGAUCUGACCAACACCGAAGGAGUUAUCCACGUCAUCGAUGCUGUCAUUCCAAACAAACCGGAAACUCCAUCAGCGAUGUGUACGGCCCCAAUCAAGAACUACUAAUUUUUACGAUAUCUAAUGCGAAUGUGAGACGGGGUGACAGUGAGCAAUGGUUAUUGUAUAAACCAUUAGCUCACCAGUCACCACAGGGUUUUAUAAAUGUGUCUUAUUUUUUUGCACUCACGAAUAAAUGAUAAUUGCAUAAA